UUCCAAAGUCGGGAUAUCACUCUGGGGUCUGUCUUUCACUUAUCUUCCUUCUUGCAGGUUUUCACUUUCCAUCUCGGAAAUCCGUCGGAAGAGUCCAAUUAUCCUUUCUUUUCUUAAUUUGGGGACUUUUACGGACAUUAAGAUGUAAGGUGCUCGAUUCAGUCCACACAUUUUUAUCCAUUUUUGUCCGUAGUACUUAACCCCUGUUCGACGUAGCGCGAACGCAUCGGCCCAGAAAACAACCUCAAUUUCUCAUCAAUCAACGCUAUAGAACUGAGAACACUCCCUUAUAAAGCAAGGCGAUAUACACGAAAGAAAACAGAGGGAACACUCCCUUAUAAUACACGGAAAGAAACAGAGGGCAAGAAAAUAUGACUUGUGGGUUCAUCUCUGGAAGCGGUGUUAACUUCGAUCUUUGCAUAAAGCCGAUACCGUUGAGCAGAAGAUCGACGAGUGAGACUUGUAAUUGCGUUUUCCUCAAUACCCAAAAGCCCAAAAUUAGUUUCUUCAUCGAAAACCGUGGUGGGUCUUUCAGAACAAAGGCCGCCAUUAACGAUGGUUUCGUCACUGAAAGUUCAGGGAUGAGUUUCUAUGAGUUGCUGGGGAUUUCACAAGGUGGGACCUCUUCGGAAAUCAAGCAAGCUUACAAGCAGUUGGCGAGGAAGUACCAUCCUGACGUGUCGCCACCGGACCGGAUAGAUGAGCAUACCAGGAGGUUUAUUCAAAUUCAGGAGGCGUACGAGGUGUUGUCUGAUCCCAGCAGAAGAGCUUUAUAUGAUAGAGAUUUGGCCAGGGGUUUGCAUCUCACUUUCUCGGCCCGUAAACAAUACCAAUAUGAUGAGGGAUUGGAAGAGAGAGAUGACUGGAGAAGUCGUUGGAAGUCUCAACUUUCAGAGUUGAAGAGAAGGACAAUGUACAAGGAUUCAAGGAGAAAUAUGUCAUGGGGAGCUCGGAUGCGCAGGCAAAGGAAUGAAUCAUCAGCAGAGUAACCAUCUCUUGUUUUUUUUUUUUUUUCUUUUCAUUGUUUCUUCUUUCCUUUUUAAUGUAAGGUGGUUUCAAAAUGGAUAAGUUAACUUAUCUUACAAACCAUGUUAGCUACAACCUGUAAGAAAAGCAUAUUGUACAGAAAUAUUAGAAGUUUACUUUCUGUUUUAUCUUAAUGAGAGUUCCAUUUCCAGUGUCUAAGUUCA
This is a messenger RNA of Nelumbo nucifera (sacred lotus), 1190 nucleotides long. RefSeq names its product chaperone protein dnaJ 20, chloroplastic-like. Gene Ontology annotation, cellular component: chloroplast. The record is from RefSeq and is a predicted model, not a curated record. NCBI's taxonomy places the organism in Eukaryota, Viridiplantae, Streptophyta, Magnoliopsida, Proteales, Nelumbonaceae.